Arvicanthis niloticus (Nile rat) is the source of this 2139-nucleotide messenger RNA. The record is from RefSeq and is a predicted model, not a curated record. NCBI's taxonomy places the organism in Eukaryota, Metazoa, Chordata, Mammalia, Rodentia, Muridae.
AUGGUCAAAACUCAUAUAAAAUGGGCCUCCAGGGAGGAGGGGUCCAGCAUGGCUCGGGCUGUGGUACGGAGUACCUGUGGCUUUACUGUGGGUUUGUCCUUGGCCACAGCCUAUGGGCUCCUGGAGCUUUUAGUGGAAGGACACAGCCCCUUUGGCUGCCUGGUGACCACCGUCACUUUGGCUGCCUUCCUUAGCUUGGGCAUGGGGUUCUCCCGCCAGGUCCGUGUGUCUGUCUUCCUACUGCUACCUCAGGCCUUCUCCAAGCAGAGCCGGUUGCUGCUGUUGGUGGCUGCCUUUGGGCUGGUGCUACAAGGGCCUUGUGUGAACACCCUGCGCAACUUCACCCGGUCAAGUGAAGCUGUUGCCUGUGGGGCAGAGCUGGCACUGAACCAGACGGCUGAAGUGCUGGAGCGGGCCAAGCAGCCCCUUGUCAGUGCUCUGUCCAAGAUUAAAGCUAUUGCCCAGAGGGCCAAAGUGGUGGCUGACCGGGUACGCAAGUUCUUCCGGUCCAUCAUGGAUGCCGUGAAGCAUGUAGCCAGGUGCCUGCAGAAUGUAUGGUUCUGGCUCCUUCAUAUUGGUGAUGUGUGCAACUCUGAGCUGGGCAACCCUUACACAAAAUGCACUCGGAUGUUUGAUGAUGCCAAGAACCGCUGUAUGAAGGUCAUAAAGGGAUUCCAUCACCUGUGUUACGUGCUCUUGCCCUUCAAACUGGUGUUCUGUGGACUGGCGAGCAUGGUCCAGAAGUUCUGUGUCAUCCCCACGUACCUCCAAAAAUUUCUGCGAAAGACCAUCAACACCCCCGUAAUGAAGCUGCUCAAUCGGGUACGUCGUGAGUUUGAGUUCAACAUGACAGCCAACCACUACUUCUCUGUGGACCUCAAUUCCUCUCGGAGCCUGUCCCAGGUAGCCUUGGACCUUCAAGAGGCUGUCAGCAUGAAGUUGUACACCGCCAGGGAGGCCCUGUCUCUGAUGGGCUAUACCAUGCCUCUGCUCUUUGGACUUCUCUACCUCCAAGCCCUGUGUUAUCGGUAUGGUUACCUGAACUGGGACAAUUUCGACAAUGUCUAUAUCACCAGGCGCUUCCUGGACAUGGAGGCAGUGCGCUCCAUGGCAGGGCUGCCCACGGUGCUACCACUCAGUUCUCAUGAGGCCAAACUCUACAUCCAGCCAGGCUCCAUCUUCCUGACCAAAUGGGAACAGAUUUUUUAUAUCAUAGAGACCUUUAACCUCGCCCGACAUCUCCUCCUCGUCCUCUUCCUGGUCUUUCUGGACUAUGGCGUCUUCUGGAUACUUGAUCUGGCCCGGUACCACCUCCAGGGCGAGGUUGUAGCCCGCAGCCCUGUGCUAGUGUCUGUAACGGUGGAAGGAACCGGCUAUUCAGGGAAUAUUUACCGUGACCUGGUGUCAGCAUUUGACAUUCUGCAACAAGGCAACGUCAGUAUAUUGUCCCGGCGCUGCGCCCUUCAUCCCUCAGAGCCGGAUACUAACAGUUACAUCGUUAUCGGUACCAUGUAUGGUCUGUGCUUCUUCAUCACUCUGUUUGGCAGCUAUAUCAGCAGGCUGCGGCGGGUCAUCUGUGCCUCCUAUUACCCCUCCAGGGAACAGGAAAGGAUCUCCUACCUCUACAACAUGCUUCUGAGUCGUCGGACCAACAUAACGGCUGUAGUGCAGCGAGCAGCGAAGCGACGGGCAGCUGACCAGGGUCAUAUGAGCACCCUGCAGAUGCUACUCAUCCAGUACCCUGUCUUAAGUCUAUUGUUUGGUCGCUUUUUGUUGCGUCAGUCUUACUGCCUGGGCUGUGGGCAGCCUGAAGAGAAAGGGGGUCUGGAGAACUUUGUGUCCUGCAGUACCCCAGGCUGCAAAGGUCUCUACUGCUCUACCUGUUUCCAUCUCCUGGGCAACACAUGUUCUGUAUGUGCGUCUCCCCUCUCUAACCAGGGGCACUUGGACCUGGAGCUGGACUCCAGUGAUGAGGAGGGUCCUCAGCUAUGGCUGGCUGCAGCUCGAAGAAAGGCCCCUGAGCAGGAGCUAAAACUUCAACAACAGCUUCAGGAAGCACUGGGCAUGAACCUUUCAGACAAGACCAUCUCUGGACCAAGAGAGCAGAAAGCAGCGCCCGCCAGCCCGGGGGCGGCGUGA